Branchiostoma floridae (Florida lancelet) is the source of this 1135-nucleotide messenger RNA. Its product is annotated as ficolin-1-like. The transcript has 4 exons. Bases 22 to 561 code for a protein of 179 amino acids. The record is from RefSeq and is a predicted model, not a curated record. Lineage: Eukaryota; Metazoa; Chordata; Leptocardii; Amphioxiformes; Branchiostomatidae.
UCCAUCCGCGUGUUCUGCCGCAUGGAGGCCGGACAGGGCUGGACUGUGCUGCAGCGUCGCCAGGACGGCUCCGAGGACUUCUACCGCUCCUGGGCGGACUACAGGCGCGGCUUCGGCAACCUGAGCGCCGAGUUCUGGCUCGGGAACGACUACAUCCACCGCCUCACCAACCAGGGAAGAUCCAAGCUGCGGAUAGACCUGGUUAUGUUUGGCGGGGAAGCCAGCUAUGCGGAGUACCAGAACUUCUCUGUGGCUGACGAGAGCUCGGGGUACCGGCUGACGGCAGGUACGUACAGCGGAACUGCCGGGGACGCCCUCCAGCACAGCCGGGACCAGAAGUUCAGCACCAGGGACAGGGACACCGCGAUGCGCGCUGUGCAGAGGUUCCGGGGAGCGGGGUGGUUCUCCAACACGCACUUCCCCAGCCUGAACGGCGUGUACUACACACCGCUAACACCAGGGGAUGGCCUGACGUGGAUGUGCAAAAUCAAGUGGUGCAAUGGCCGUAAGGAAGAUGGGCUCAUCAAGUUUGUGGAGAUGAAAAUCACUAAAACACCAUAAAUGGUUCCUGUACAGUACCGUGACAAUCAUUUAAGUACAGGUCCAGAAUAUCAACGUACCGCCAGUGUACCUGAAUUACCUUCAAGUAUAUGGCGUUUUAGCUGACAGAAACAUGUCAAUUGUUCAGGUACGGACCUGUACCUAAACGUCUGUACCAGUGGCUGUACCUGCACCUGUGCCUGAUGUUAGGCUUAAGUACGCAACACUACCAAUGCUAUUACUGUAUCAUCUAUUUUAGUGCAAAGUGUUUGGGGAAUUUCUACCACCCUGUAGACUUUAGGCUCUUAACCUGACUUUGCUUUUUGUUAGUAAGACAUCUAUGGUCCUGCUGCCUAACACCACAAACAAUACAGAUUUGCUGAAGGUUAAUCAUUCUAUAAUAUGAUAUAAACUUGAUAAUCUGUGGUUAUUUGAUGGGAUCUUUAUGUCUCUGAUUCUGACUAUCUCAACGCAAAGUUUCAUUGAUAAUUGCCGUAUCCCCCAUUGUGGCAACGGAUUAUGACUUUGUGGUUUUGCCAAGCGUUUGUGAUGUGUUUUUACGUAUUAAGUAUAACUUUGUAUCAAGUUGACAGGA